This is a messenger RNA of Haplochromis burtoni (Burton's mouthbrooder), 6879 nucleotides long. RefSeq names its product nectin-2. NCBI's taxonomy places the organism in Eukaryota, Metazoa, Chordata, Actinopteri, Cichliformes, Cichlidae. The coding region runs from base 694 to 2274 and encodes 526 amino acids. The transcript is spliced from 7 exons. The record is from RefSeq and is a predicted model, not a curated record.
UUCUUUGGUACAGUUCAUCAUCGGGGGUCUGUGAACAGCGGGUGCUGUGUGGUGAACAGAUUGGAAAGCUCCAUGAGGCAAAUCUGUGAUAUUGGGCUGUACAAAUAAAUUCGCCUUGACUUAAAACCUGCUGCGUAGUUUGGAUGGUAUCUAGGUGCAGGUUGUAUUCCAGGGAAAAAUUCUUUCAGCAAUUUCAACAAGUUGUUCUCUGAGCCCCCCCGCCUGCCAUUGCUAAUCUUAAUUGUUUUUUUCGGAGGGGGGUGGAAAGGAUAAGGACUGUGACGCCUGAUGACAUCACCUCAGUCACACACGCAGUUCGAGAGCCGCGCGCUCACACGCAGGAAAUAGUUGUUGGAGCAGAGAGAGAGAGAGAGAGAGAAAGAGAAAGAAAGCAGCAGUUCUUCACAUCCUGAACACCGGCGGAGAGGAACUAUUCACCUGUGCGCUGCCAGGACGAAUUCACAAGGAUUUCCAUUCAUUUUUAGCCCAUUUUGCUUUAAAGACGAACGAGGGACACUUCAAACAAGAAUCUCUGUCGGACUCUUGACCUGUCCUGUAACCAAACAAGUUCUUAUUCUUUGAGUGAGAUUUUACUCCGAAGUUGACCUUUAUUUGAAGUUUUUUUUUCUUCUCAAAGCCCUAUUUAUUUCGGCGAUCCUUCGUUCCUGGGGUUUUAGCGGACCGUAAUCAACCAUGGCGAGACAUGACUCCCGAAUCUGGCCUGAAUGCACAAAAAUGAUAGGACUGCUCUGCUUGGUUUCGUCGAUACUUCUACAGCACGGAGCUUCAGGUCAGCGUGUAAAAGUAGACCAAGAGGUGACAUCGUAUCCUGGCCAGACAGUCAACCUGCGCUGUGCCUUCGCUGAUCCCACUGGGGUACAGCUUUCAAUGGUCACAUGGAUGUACGUGCCAGAGCCAACCCAAGACCCAGUCAACAUAGCUGUGUUUCUCCCCGGGAAUGAGCCCAGCUAUCCUAACUCACCUGUGAAAGGCAGAGUCAGCUUCGUGCCCAGUCCUCCAAAGGUGGACAGCCCUUCUAUCCAGAUUACUGAUGUUAGGAUGACUGAUGAGGGGAAGUAUGCCUGCGAAUUUGCUACCUACCCUGGCGGAAAUGUCCGUGGCACCACCCAGCUGGUCAUGCUAGCUAAACCCGAGAACUCGGCCUCCCCUGUAACAGUGGUUGCUGGCACUAAGCCAAUCACUGUGGCAAGCUGUAAGUCAGCAAAUGGCCAACCCGCUGCCGAGAUCUCCUGGGUGACUACAGCCAAUGGCAAUUACACAACGAAGCAGCAGCCGGGGACUGACAACACGUUGACGGUGAUCAGCGAGUACAUCAUGGUCCCAACGCCAAACGACAACGGGAAAGAAAUUACCUGUGUCGUAUCACACAGGACCCUGGUCAAACCAGAGAGCUUCAGGAUGAAUUUAGCAGUUCAGUUUGCUCCCCAGGUAACCAUAGAAGGUUAUGACAACAACUGGUACAUCGGCCGCACAAAUGUGGCGCUCACCUGCAAGGCUAAUGCAAACCCCCCUCCAACCACUAUCCAGUGGAAGUCGACGACAGGAGAGUUUCCACCUGCAGUGCAGGUCAGUGAAAAUGUGCUCAAGGUACAGAAUGUGGACGAGUCUGUCAACACCACUUUUUUCUGUGAGGUCAACAACCAAAUCGGGACGACCAAAGAACAGUUUGGGAUCCUGGUCAGAGAGCCCCCAAAGAACCCAUCCAAUGCUGGCGUGGUGGCGGGAGCUGUGAUUGGCUCCCUGCUGGCCCUCCUUUUGGUUGCCGCUCUCAUCGCCGUGCUCGUCACCCGUAGGCGCAGGCAGCAGCAGGGUUACCGCGCCAAUGGCGGCAGUGACAUGAAGACGCGCAUAUUCGGGGGCGGCAAGAAAGCGAGCAAGAACGGCACAAAUGGAGGUGCGGGAAACGGCGGCGGCAACAACAACGGCCCCAUCUACGUUUACAGCGAGAGCUCCCCCAUUCAGGCCCUUGGAGAGAAAAACAACCACCAGCUGAUUACCAUGGGAGGCCACCCUGAAGUGGUUAGCACCACACCCACUGCCCAAGACAUCCUGCUAAGCAACGAGUUGGACGACGCGGAGAAGAGGAAGUUUGACGAGCUUGACGAAGCAGAGAACUAUGAUCACUACAAUCCUGGUGGCCCCAUCCAUUUGCCUCGCUCAAUUCGCGAUCAGGAGAUGAUUGGAGAAUACGAUGAUGACAUGGAGUCCCAGCGUGAUGGCUCGGUCAUCUCACGGACUGCAGUUUACGUAUAGAGGAGGAGGAAUUGGAGGAAGGGGAGGAGGAGGAGGCGAAAAGGCGAGCUGGAGAAUUCCUCCUGAGGAUUUUGUGGCGGUGGGGUCUUGUCCCUGUUUGAUGGUGAAAAGAAAAUCAUACCACUUUUAUUUUUGAAAAACAAAAAAAUCAAUUUUAACUAUAGUCUAUCAUUAAUCACAGUGGACAGAAUGAAAAAGAGGGUGUGGUGGGAUGUUGUAAAAGGAUUGUUGUUGUUGUUAUGUGGUCCCUAAGAAGUAAAAAUCAAACGGAGAAAAGAACAACAUGCCUCCCACCGCUUCUGCUCGUGCUCUCGCUAUCACUGGGACCUUGCCUAUUGACUGACAGACAGGCUAAAGAGAAACAAUGUAAUGUGGGAGUAGGUUCAUGGAAAAGUGAUUACAAGCUUAGAGGAGGCAUCUCACUUGCAUAUUCGCUGUUAUCUUCACUAAAACAGUAGCCGUGGAAUAAGUUGUCAAGCAGUUACCUGAUGCCUGCAAAUCUCUUUACUUCUGUGGGAAACUUUUUGUUUUGCCAACGUGUUGAGCUGUGACACCUGGUGGGAAGUGGAGGACAGCGGUAUGAGUCAGUUUGAAAGUAUAGACAGUAACCAUCAGGUAAUUUCGAGACAGUAAAAAUGUAUUUGCUUAUGUCUGCUGGUGACUUCGCUCUGCUCUCUCUGCCUUCUUCUCAAAACAACUCUGCCAACUAUCACAGGCAGUAGACACUCUCAAUUUGAACUUAGCAAAAAAUUUAAAGAACAUGAGGUCUUUGUGUGCCGAGCAAAUAGAAAAGCAGUUAGGUUUUAACAAAGUAAGUUUGCUGAGAGUUUGAACCAAGUUCCUAACAAGGUGUUCACGAGCAAACUUUUGCACUGUGCCUGGAGGUAAGAGACGGUAAACAAGAGAUGAGGGAAUGAGGUGUAGCUGAUCUGACAGGGUCAAAGGAUGGGGAGAGGGAUUCAGGAGGCAGGAGGACUAGAAAGGAGCACGUCUCUUCUUUUCUCUUCCUCCUCAUCCUCGUCUAUUCAGAGCGCUCCUGACAGGAGGAGCUUGAUUGGUAAUGAGCCGUGAAGUCGCUCGCUUAGCCGGGACCAACAGAUUGCCACCACUUAUCGUUUAUGACGUGGCGAUUCCUCUCUCCCUCCCACCUCCAUCUCUCCAUCAUGCUUCAGUCUCUCCUCCUCUCUCUCCGCAUCCUUCUCUCCCUUUCUCUCCAGUGUUUAUGGGGAGUUUAUGAUUUAUCCAGGGCGGUGUUGAGGUCAGGGCUACCGAGAGCAAAGUAGUAUUUUACCGCUCCUGAUGUGUCAGACACCCCACUUACUCUACUCCAGCCCGGUGUGCCCUGACAUGCCAGGAGUGACUAAUCCACCUGGAGUGGCCAUGUUCACUCCACUGCACAGACACCCCAGCUGCCUCUCCCGCUUUAGUAAAUGGUGAGAUGUAACAAGAGCCCCACCUCCAGAGUGCAAUGGCAUUAGGUUAGACAGAUUUUCAAUGAGAUCAUAUAUUUCUUUCCAUUAGCCAGUGUUGUUAAAUGUAGUGAAUUGAUCGGGAGACAUAAAAGGUUGCAUCCGCAGCAAAGCUAUGGGAGUCAUAUUGACUAACAGGCAACAUGUGGCGAAAUGGCCCUUUUUAUGAUGCAGGUUCAGGGCCGAUUGUCUCCUGACUGUUAAUUUAUCCUUUUAACGAGCCACCGGAGGCCUGCUCGGGCAAAUAUUACUCCAUGGCUAUUGUACACCGCUGUCUUUGAGACUCGGUGUGUGUACAUUUGCAUGCGUCACCAUAUCUGCAUAGCCACUGGGCGACUGUGAUGGACAAUCGUAGAGAGAACCGAAGCUCCUCUAAUCAUUGCGUUCCCUGCCCUUCCUAAUCAGCUGUCCUCGGACCCACUGGGAAUCCAAUGAAAGGGGUCUCGAUGACUGUACCUGACCUCCUGUAAAGGACCUUCUAAGAAAUGGGUUGGCUUCUGCUGCAGGUCAUAAGGGCAAAUGCAGGGUGACCCAUUCCUAAGGGCAAAGAUGACUGUGCUUGCGUUUCUUAUCGUGGCUGUUUUUUUUUUUAAACCUUGAACUACAGAUGUGAGAGAGAAACACUCACCCAGUAUCUGUACAGGGCGAGGCAGACCUUGUUUGCCUUUGUGAUGGCUGUUAACCUUCAGAGAGGUGGCGAGAGAGAGAGACAGAUGACAAAAAUAGAGACGGCGCUUCGUGUUUGAGCACUGUCUAGCAUAUUGUAAGCCAGUGUGUUCAAUAGGAUUAUCGUCUAAUGGCCUUAGCUUAUACUUAAAUGCAACUCCUGCCAACCUGGGGUACAGUAAAUUUGCCGAAUGCAGCUGAUUUGUCACACUCAAUAUGAAAAUGUAUUAUUUUUACACUUGUAUGUGUCACCAAUACAAAGAAAUAUGAGUGCAACACUUAGUUGUUUUUUUUGUUUUUGUUUUUUUUUUUUUGGAAGGGGGGGUCAAAAAAAGAAUACUGACAAAGGGACAAAACUGUUGUAUGUACAUUUUGGUGUGAGCUAUCUGUGUACUAUAUACGUAAGCAUCUUUAUUUUUCUUGUGAAAAUGUGGAUAUUUAUGAAAAUGUAAAUAUCAGAUCGAUGGAGCCAGUGUUUCCGAUGUUAUGGAAGUAAAGAGGAAAGCGUUUGUGGGUCGGCUAAACCUCAGAAGGCAUUCAGAAUGUAAUUUUUAACCUAACGCAUACCUCAGUAGUUUGGGUGUUUAUAACAUACUGAACUGACUGAGUUUAAUUUAUCCAAGGGCCAAUUUGAUUUGGGGGGGGGGGAUGCAUAUGCUUGAAUUUGUUUUUUUUUUUUUUUUUUAAUCCGAGGUAACUUUAUCUGCAUUUAUAAGCACACAUUUCUUGGCAGACAAUUGGCUUCACCUUCUCCUUGACAGAAACUCUGCACAAUGCAAAAACUUACACACAAUACUCAAUUCAUCAGGUAGACCGUAACGACGCAAGCAACGGUCUGUUGAGUCAGCGCUCGGCGUGUGUGUGUGUGUGUGUGUGUGUGCAAAUCUGUGUGCCAGUGUGUUCGGCGGCUUUAGGACAUCUCUCGCUGCCAUUGGACUGUAACUUGAGUAGCCACCCUUUGUCACCAUGGAAAACUGGCAAACCGAAGAUAUUAUUGUGCAUUUCGAGAAGACUCACUCACUCGGCGCACACACACAUACUGUACGUAUACAUUCGCAGAGUGCUGAGAUGCAUUCGCCCACACACAAACACCCCUCAGUCAGUCUCAUUAUGCUCACUCCCACAGCCAAACUGUGCAGAAGACACCUUCUACCUGACAACUCUGCCAUCUCCUGACACAAGCCCACACAAAUGUGUUCGCGUAGCUGCACACACACACACGAACACACUUCGUCUUACUCUGCCUCUUCCACAGCGGCUCUGUCAGGACACAUACAGAGUUCUGUUAGUGUGGAAAGAGCUGUACCGUGAUGUGUCCCCCUGCUCCAGUGCUUUCUGCCCCCCAAAGUGUCCAGCCUGUUCCCGAAUCAGUGACUGUGUAGAACAUAAACAACUACACAUUCGGGGGAGACGCACACCUUUCACCCAGUGUCACAGACACAGGCUUUUUAGGAAAGCGAUUGUCCGUUCUGGUCUUGUUCUGCAGAGGGAAAUAUCGCUUUCAUAAAAAUGCCACUGCGCUGACCUCCUCCCCCUCCCAGAGCCCUUUGAAUGCUUUUAGAAGAGUCGCUUUUUUUUUCUUUUUUUUUUUUUUUUUAAACUUGACUCCAAAAUGUUGUCUUUUACUUCACACACACAUGCUACUGCGACCGCCUCCACAGACACACACACACACACACACACACACACACACACAAGCACAUCCCAUUGCCACCCACCUCGGUGCCCAAGUAAGGCUUGUCAGACAAAAUGCUUUUAAGAGAAAUCUGCAAACCUGGUCCAGGUCUUGCACAAGGUUAGAUAGUCAGAAUAUCCAAUAUUUUCUUUUUCCUUUUUUUUUCUUUUUCUUUUUCCUGAGAGCAACGUGCUCUUAUCGUUUCUUUGGCUCCAAACAUCUGAUGAGUAAUCAAAGCCUUAACAUCUCCCAUCUCACAUGCAUUAAGUAAAAAAUGAAGAAAAAAAGAAAAAAAAGAGAAGCUUCCGGUGUACAUAGUAUAAAUAUAUAAAUAUGUAGCAGAAAAAAGAAUUACUAAUUUAUGGUGUCAUGUUUGUGUAUUACUCAGUGACAGCACGCAUGAAGGAUUUAUUUUCUCCUGUUUACCGCUUCUCCUCUCUUCUGUUAUUUUUGCAGUGCUUUAUAAUUUAUGUUUUAUGAGUGCUUUAUUCUUGACUGCUGCGCUGUGAUUGCUGCCAAAACUGGCAAAUGUGCUUCUUCUAUACAAGUGAAACUGUAUACAAACACACAACAAAACAGUCUUACCCAAAAUGUGCUUUUUAUUAUUGACUGCUUUGUGUAAAGUUGUUCUUUUUUUCUUUUCUUUUUUUGUAUUUUUUUUUUUUAUUUGAGUUUUAUUUUGGUCUUAAAAAGAAGUAAAAAUACAGAUUAGAGUUGGUAUUGCCAUUUUUGUCAUGUCUUUCUAGAUUAUUUUUCCGUAUUCAGUUACUAUUAAAGAUUUCUUGAUUUUUGAAA